Sesamum indicum (sesame) is the source of this 6053-nucleotide messenger RNA. RefSeq names its product brefeldin A-inhibited guanine nucleotide-exchange protein 2. Gene Ontology annotation, molecular function: guanyl-nucleotide exchange factor activity. NCBI's taxonomy places the organism in Eukaryota, Viridiplantae, Streptophyta, Magnoliopsida, Lamiales, Pedaliaceae. Gene Ontology annotation, cellular component: cytosol; trans-Golgi network. The record is from RefSeq and is a predicted model, not a curated record. Gene Ontology annotation, biological process: regulation of ARF protein signal transduction.
CUGGCUACCGUAGAGUGGUAUCUUCCCAAACCGUCAAUAACAAACAGUAUCAGGAUUCAUUAAUGGAUGAAAUCCACUUACAUUCGCACCGCUGUCUCUCUCCGAUUCAUCUUAUUUGCACAUACUUUUUGCACCAUCAAAUUCCACCCGCGAUCCAGAUGCUGCACUCCUCCUCCCUGCUCGCUCCUCUCAUUUUAUCUGCAUUCGCCACCACCACCGCCGCCGCUGAAGGCACAACACCUUCACUCCCGCCUACCUGUUGUUUCCACUCCGCGAUCCAUCCUCCAACUACGUGUUUCAGACUCCGGGAAUGGCUUCUUCGGAAGCCGAUUCCCGCUUAGAGCGAGUUUUGGUACCCGCGCUUGAGAAGAUCAUUAAGAAUGGCUCCUGGCGCAAGCAUUCCAAACUUUCCGCUGAAUGUAAGUCCGUUAUCGAGAACCUGACGCUACACAAGCAAUGCCCCAUCGAGGCGCCGGCUUCCGACCAGUCCGAUUCUGAGGUGUUGUCUCUCCCUGGUGUUCUCCUGGACCUGUCGCUGUAUGAAUCCGAGUUUUUUCUUAGCCCGCUGAUCAAUGCGCUCUCCGCUAAUCAUGUUAGAGUUGCAGAACCUGCUCUUGAUGCGGUGCAGAAAUUGAUUGCGCAUGGGUACCUACACGGCGAGGCGGACUCCAGUGAAGGCCCGGCCUCGAAACUGCUGUCCAGAUUAAUUGACUCUACGUGCAAAUGCCAUGAUUUGGGGGAUGAGAAUGUGGAAUUGUUGGUGAUCAAGACGCUUCUGACCGCUGUUACCUCUUGCGCAUUGCGCAUUCACGGGGACUGUUUGUUGCAGGUUGUGAAGACUUGUUAUCAUAUUUAUAUAAUUAGUAAGAAUGUGGUGAAUCAGACUACUGCAAAAGCGUCGUUGGUCCAGAUGCUGGUUAUUGUGUUUAGAAGAAUGGAGGCUGAUUCAUCAACUGUGCCGUUGCAGCCCAUUGUCGUGGCGGAGCUGAUGGAACCGCUGGAGAAGGCAGAUGUUGAUGGUUCAACGGCUAUAUUUGUUCAGGGUUUCAUUACUAAGAUAAUGCAGGACAUUGAUGGGGUUUUUAGUCCUAGUACACCAAGGGGUGGGCGGGUAUCAGGGGUGGCGUUGCAUGAUGGAGCAUUUGACACUAAGGCACCGAGUGUGGAGGGCACUACUCCUGCAGAUUUGUUGGACUCGACAGAUAAGGAUAUGUUGGAUGCAAAGUACUGGGAAAUCAGUAUGUAUAAGACGGCAUUGGAGGAAAGGAAAGGAGAGUUGGCGGAUUGUGAGGGGGAAAGGGAUGAUGAUUUGGAGGUUCAGAUUGGGAAUAUGUUAAAACGAGAUGCAUUUUUAGUUUUUCGGGCUUUGUGUAAGCUCUCAAUGAAGACUCCACCCAAAGAUGCCAUGGCGGAACCUCAGGUAAUGAAGGGGAAAAUUUUGGCCUUGGAGUUGCUCAAGAUCUUGUUGGAGAAUGCCGGGGCAAUAUUUAGGACUAGUGAAAGAUUUUUAGAUGCUAUAAAGCAGUACUUGUGUCUGUCGCUGUUGAAGAACAGUGCCUCAACCCUUAUGAUUAUUUUCCAGCUUUCUUGCUCAAUAUUUAUAAGUUUGGUCUCACGAUUUAGAGCUGGACUGAAGGCAGAAAUUGGAGUGUUUUUCCCUAUGAUUGUUCUCAGAGUAUUAGAAAAUGUCUCACAACCAAAUUUUCAGCAAAAGAUGACAGUUCUUCGAUUUCUGGAAAAGCUAUGUGAUGAUUCACAGAUCCUCAUAGACAUAUUCCUUAACUAUGAUUGUGAUGUUAAUGCUUCAAACAUAUUUGAGAGGAUGGUGAAUGGACUACUUAAAACUGCUCAAGGUGUUCCACCUGGUCUUUCGACUACGCUUCAGCCUCCUCAAGAUGGUACCAUGAAGCUAGAAGCUCUAAGAUGCUUGGUUGCAAUUUUGAAGUGCAUGGGUGACUGGAUGAAAAAACAAUUGCGAAUUCCAGAUUCUCAUUCGAAGAAAUUUGAAGUUAUGGACAACAGUUCUGAUCCUGGAAGUGUCCAUCUGGUGAAUGGCAAUGGAGAUGAUCCAACAGAAGCAUCAUAUACUCACCCUGAAGCAAGUGAAGUUUCUGAUAUUUCAAAAAUUGAGCAGCGUCGUGCUUAUAAACUUGAACUUCAGGAAGGUAUCUCUCUUUUUAAUCGUAAACCCAAGAAAGGUAUUGAAUUCCUGAUAAAUGCAAAUAAGGUGGGGGACUCGCCUGAAGAGAUAGCAGCUUUCCUUAAAAAUACAUCUGGUUUGAAUAAAACUCUGAUUGGUGACUAUUUGGGUGAAAUGGAAGAUUUGCCGUUGAAAGUAAUGCAUGCAUAUGUUGAUUCCUUUGAUUUUGAAGACAUGGAAUUUGAUGACGCGAUCAGAAAGUUACUAGAGGGCUUUAGACUGCCAGGUGAGGCACAGAAGAUUGAUCGUAUUAUGGAAAAGUUUGCUGAACGCUACUGCAAAUGUAAUCCAGAGGACUUUAUAAGUGCUGACACAGCUUAUGUGCUUGCCUACUCCGUAAUAAUGCUGAACACUGAUGCUCAUAACCCUAUGGUGAAGAACAAGAUGUCAGCUGAGGAUUUUAUAAGGAACAAUCAGGGAAUUGAUGAUGGGAAAGAUCUACCAGAGGAGUACAUGAGAUCAUUGUUUGAGCGAAUUACAAAAAACGAGAUUAAAAUGAAAGAAGAUAAUUUCUCCAUCCAGCAGAAGCAGUCUGUGAACUCAAACAGAGUUUUAGGCUUAGAUAGUAUACUCAAUAUUGUAAUACGCAAACCAGGUGGUGACAAUAUGGAGACCGGUGAUGACCUCAUGAAACAUAUGCAGGAACAAUUCAAAGAAAAGGCUCGCAAAUCUGAGUCAAUUUAUUACCCUGCAACAGAUGUUGUGAUCCUCAAAUUCAUGAUUGAGGCAUGUUGGGCUCCCAUGCUUGCUGCUUUCAGUCUCCUUCUUGACCAGAGUGAUGAUGAAGUAAUAAUAGCUCUAUGCCUGGAAGGUUUUCGUAAUGCAGUCCAUGUUACAGCAACAAUGUCCAUGAAAACUCACAGAGAUGCUUUUGUUACAUCACUGGCAAAAUUUACUUCCCUCCACUCACCUGGAGAUAUAAGACAAAAAAGCAUUGAUGCAAUCAAGGUUAUAGUUACAAUAGCAGAUGAGAAUGGGAAUUACUUGCAGGAGGCAUGGGAGCACAUCUUAACAUGUAUUUCACGGUUUGAACAUUUGCAUAUGUUGCAUGACGGUGCUCCACUUGAUGCAGCUUUCCCUUCAAUUUCUCAGAAUGAACUCGACAAAUCUAAACAUGCCAAAUCAAAUUCUCUUCCUGUUCUAAGAAGGAAGGGGCCUGGUAAGAUUCAGAAUGCAGCUUCGGCUGUGAGGAGAGGUUCAUAUGAUAGUGCUGAUAUUGGUGGUAAUAUGGCUGCUGGAGUUACAUCUGAACAGAUUAAUAACUUGUUCUCUAACUUAAACAUUUUGGAACAAGUUGGUGAAAUGGACGACAUAUUCAUAAGGAGCCAAAACCUAAACAGUGAGGCAAUAGUUGAUUUUUUCAAGGCACUUUGUAAGGUAUCUAUGGAUGAACUGCGAUCAACAUCUAAUCCACGGACUUUCAGUAGUGCAAAGAUAAUUGAGAUAGCGCACCAAAACAUGAGUCGUAUUAGGCUUGUCUGGUCAAAAAUUUGGGAAGUUCUCUCUGAUUUCUUUGUGACCAUUGGCUGUUCAGAAAACCUUUCAAUUGCAAUUUUUGGAAUUGACUCUUUACGCCAAUUAUCAAUGAAAUUCUUGGAGAGGGAAGAAUUGGCUAACUAUAACUUUCAGAAUGAGGUUAUGAAGCCUUUUGUAAUUGUGAUGCGCAAGAGUGGUGCUGUUGAAAUUAGAGAAUUGAUUAUCAGAUGUGUUUCUCAGAUGGUGUUAUCUCGUGUCAAUAAUGUCAAGUCAGGAUGGAAGAGCAUGUUCAUGGUCUUCACGACAGCAGCUUAUGAUGACCAUAAGAACAUUGUCCUCCUGGCCUUUGAAAUAAUUGAGAAGAUUGUGCGGGACUAUUUCCCCUACAUCACGGAAACUGAGACCACCACGUUCACAGACUGCGUAAAUUGUCUUAUUGCAUUCUCCAAUAGCAGAUUCAAUAAGGAUAUUAGUCUUAAUGCCAUCCAGUUUCUCCGUUUUUGUGCUGCAAAACUUGCAGAAGGAGACCUAGGCAAGGGAACUUCUGGAAAGGUUCCAGCUUCACCUUAUAAAGGCAGGGGGACUUUUGGGGAGAUUGUUCCAUCUUCACCUUACAAAGGCAAGGGAAUUUCUGGAGAGGUUGUUCCAUCUUCACCUUAUAAAGGCAAGGGAACUUUUGGAGAGGUGGUUCCAUCUUCACCUUAUAAAGGCAGGGGGGAGGUUAUUCCAUCUUCACCUUAUAAAGGAAAAGAUAAAAAGUUUGACAUUUGGGAACCCAACGAUAAGGUGGAUCAUCUCUAUUUGUGGUUUCCUCUGUUGGCAGGUUUAUCUGAACUGAGCUUUGACCCAAGGCCUGAGAUCAGGCAGAGUGCUUUACAAGUACUCUUUGAUACUUUGACCAACUAUGGCCAACACUUUUCGCUGCCCUUGUGGGAAAAGGUGUUUGAAUCCGUCCUAUUUAGAAUCUUUGAUGAUGCUCGGCGUGCUAUUGAUCCAUCUAGUGAUAACUCCCCAAGGCACGUGGCUAUGAGCAACAUGGAGGAACUUGACCAAGAUGCAUGGCUUUAUGAGAUAUGCACAUUGGUUCUGCAACUGGUGGUAGAUCUUUUUGUUAACUUUUAUGACACUGUGAAUCCCGUUCUGAAGAAAGUGCUAAUGUUAUUGGUUAGCUUUAUUAAAUGUCCUCAUCAAAACCUAGCUGGUAUUGGUAUUACUGCUUUUGUUCGUUUGAUGAGCACUGUUGGGCAACUGUUUUGUGAGGACAAGUGGCUUGAGGUGGUUUCGUCUCUUAAAGAAGCUGCCAAGGCAACCCAUCCUGAUUUUUCUUUUGUGCAUAAUGAAGAUGAUGAAACCUGGGCCCGUGAUGAAGAUCUGGAAAGAAACAGUGGUGAUGAAUCUUCUGAGACAAUUACUUCCAAUGAUGAUUCGGAUAACUUGAGGAGACAUCGUCUAUAUGCAGCUAUAUCAGGUGUUAAGUCUCAAGCUUCUAUUCAGCUAUUACUAAUACAGGCUAUCAUGGAGAUCUAUGACAUGCAUAGAGCUCAACUAUGUGCGAAAAACACUGUUAUCCUCUUUGAAGCGGUUCAUUCUGUUGCAUUUCAUGCUCACAAGAUAAAUAGUGAUGUCUCAUUACGUCAAAAGCUGCAAGAACUUGGAUCCUUGACACAAAUGCAGGAUCCUCCUCUACUUAGGCUCGAGAAUGAAUCUUUCCAAAUUUGCCUCACAUUUCUACAGAAUCUUGUCCUUGAUAGGCCUCCUAGUUAUGAAGAGUCAGAAGUGGAGUCUUACCUUGUCAACCUCUGCCAGGAGGUCUUGCAAUCCUACAUCGGAGUUGCAUGCUCAGUGCAGAUGCCUGGUUCAUCCCUUGACAGACAGCGCCUAAGGAUGAUACCUUUAGGUUCUGGAAGAAGGAGAGAAUUGACUACACGAGCACCACUGGUUGUUGCAGCUCUACAUACUAUAUGUUGCUUAGAAGAUUCUUCGCUUCAGAAAUACCUGUCUGGCUUUUUUCCUCUGCUUGCGCAUUUGAUAAGUUGUGAGCACGGGUCAAAUGAGGUUCAACUCGCAUUAAGUGACAUGCUUAGCUCAUCAGUAGGUCCAGUUUUGCAGCGAUCGUGUUGAUCUGACCUGCAUUCUUUUGGAGAUGUAUGAUAAUUUUAUCAAAAAAUUCAAAUUUUCCUAGAGUAAUUGUUUUGGAAGUGUAGGAGUGUAGUGUAUGAAAAAUUGGAACAGUUUCCUAUCGCCAAGUGCUCUGGAGACCAUAGAACUUAACUUGGGGUUCCAUUAGGAUGUCCAGUUACCAGGAGCCCGGCAGUGUACAGAAUAUUUUGUAUGAGAAAAAAUUGUCCAUUUGGCAAUAUACUUGGAGUUUCUACUA